GUCCACGCCUCCGCGCUCAUACAGUGUUGAUGGAGGAGCAGAUACAAGAGCUGAACUGUUGAAGAUUCUGAGGCUGAGAUUUUCAUAUUCAGGGACUGAUGUUCACCAGAGAAUUGGAUAACACUUUGUUAGUGGUAAUGAACGAAGUCUUCUCCAGCACUUUUCUACCCAGCUUAAAUGUGCUUCCAUAAUCACAUCAGAGCAUUCCACCAAGAAGGAAGUAAAACUGCUGAAACAGUUGAAAGAUAAGAAUAUGGCAUCCAGAAGACGUUCCACUGCUCAGCAAAUGUCAUCUGGUGCCCUCCACAUGACCACAUCUAACAGACAAACACGGAAACGCAGCAAGAGCAAUCACUGUUGCUUAGAGUGUGGGAAGAGUUUUACUCUACAGAUUUCUCUGAAAAUACACGAGUGCGUUCACACAAGAGAGAAGCCGUAUCACUGCUCAGAAUGUGGAAAGAGUUUUACUCAGCAGGCUUCUCUCCGACAACACAUGCGUAUUCACACAGGAGAGAAGCCGUAUCACUGUUCAGAGUGUGGGAUGAGUUUUACUCAGCAGAGUACUCUCCGGCAACACAAGCAUAUUCACACAGGAGAGAAGCGAUAUCACUGCUCAGAGUGUGGGAGGAGUUUUACUCGACUGAGCUCUCUCCAAAAACACCAGCGCAUUCACACAGGAGAGAAGCCGUAUCGCUGCUCAGACUGUGGGAAGUGUUUUACUCGGCAGAGUACCCUACACGAACAUCAGCGCAUUCACACAGGAGUUAAACCAUAUUACUGCUCUGAAUGUGGGAAGAGUUUUACUCAACGGACUAAUCUCCAACAGCACCAGCUCAUUCACACGGGAGAGAAGCCGUAUCACUGCUUGGAGUGUGGGAAGAGUUUUAAUCGUCACAGACAUCUCCAAGAACACCAGCGCAUUCACACAGGAGAGAAGCCGUAUUACUGCUCAGAUUGUGGGAACAGUUUCAGGCAUUCAAAGACUGCAACAAGACACAAGUGCUUUAAGAGCAGUGAUGGAAACGAACAGGAAUGAGAGUAACCAUAACACAUUCCAGGAGAAAAAGUCUCCAGGGAGUGGUGCUUCCAGCCCAGAAUUCAAACUGUUUUUAAGGUAAAGCCACCUAUUAUUUAACACUGUUCCUGAAACAUGAGCAUAAAUUGAAAUAUGAUUUCCUGUGUUGAACACCAAGUCAAGCCUAAAGCUUAUACCACCAAUUAAGGUGUGGUACUGCAUAUUCUCCCCAAAAUGAUUCCUUUAUCUGUUGAAAACAAUUAAGAGGCUCCACAUUCAAUAAUAAGAGGUUCUUUGCUCUCUAAUGUAUUAUAUCUAAAAAAGUAUUUUAUUUCUCAUGUAAUAAUGGAUAUU
Molecule: messenger RNA, 1369 nt
Organism: Colossoma macropomum (tambaqui)
Lineage: Eukaryota; Metazoa; Chordata; Actinopteri; Characiformes; Serrasalmidae
Product: gastrula zinc finger protein XlCGF7.1-like
Exons: 3
Coding region: 254-1036 (260 amino acids)
Biological process (GO): regulation of transcription by RNA polymerase II
Molecular function (GO): DNA-binding transcription factor activity; RNA polymerase II cis-regulatory region sequence-specific DNA binding
Source: RefSeq, a predicted model, not a curated record